AUGUAUAAAAAUGGUUGUGCAAUUGAAAGAAUAUUAAGACAUAAAUUAUGCAAAAAUGAUUUUGAUAAUUUAUUAUUUUGGUCUGAUUCCAUUUGUCAUUUAGAUAAUGAGAAACCACAAUUUAAACAUUUUAUUAUUGGACAAGAAUGGUUAUAUACAAUGAAUCAUCCACAAAGACAAUUAGAUUGUAGAAUACAUUUCAAUUCUAUUUUAGAUAUUGAAUGUAUUGGAGAUAUAGCCAUGUUUCUAACAUGUCAAAUUACACGAAAUUAUAAUCAUAUUUGUGUGAAAUUCAUCAGUAAACAGAUUCAACAACAACAACAACAACAACGAAAAACGGUUAAAUCUGUUAAGAAUACGAAACAAAAUGUCAAAUUUACAGAUAAAAUAGAAAAAGUCGAAAAGGAAUUUGCUAUCAUAGAUGAUGUGAAUAUUGAUCAACAAGCUGGGAUAUUAAACUCUAAAGUUACAGAAAAUGAUCAUGAUCCAGUUAUUAGUGUCAUUCGAAAAUUACACAUCUAUUUAACCGAUACAAAUUUUAUUGGAUUUGAUAUUUUACAAAAAUCAAUAAAUCGAUGGUAUUAUUCUAAUAAACAAUUCAAGCAUAUGAUUACAAAUUUAAUGAAUUUACCACAUUUUCAACUAGUCCAAACAUCAUCAAUCAAACAAUUCCUUUCAUCAUCAUCAUCAUCAUCCUCACCAUCCUUAGAAGAAGAUAAUAUUGAAGGAUUAAUUGCUAAGGCAACUAGAAAGAAUACAAUAAUCUAUUCAACAACAGCGGAUAAUGAAGAUUUACAACAAUUAAUGAAUAUGUUUAAACCAUUCUGUAAAAAUGUUACCAUGGAUACAAGUAAUACUCAAAUGAACAAUCAUAUGGAUACAUUCACUAUAUAUAUAAAUAAAUUAGAUCAUUGGAUUAAUAAAACUAAAAUGAUCAAUGAAUUUAUACAUAAAAAACAGAUCAACUUGAAUAUUAUUCAUCUUAUAAAUGAACAAUUAAAUCAAUUAGAUCAUAAUUUAACAAUCAUUUUAGAUAAAUAUCCAUUCGAUGUUUCUAUAAGAUUAUCUAAUCAACUGAUUACAAUUAUGGAGCUUCUUUUAACUCAAGUAACAUUUACAUUGCCGGCGCAACCAAUUUAUCUUGGAAACAAAGAAACACAAAUGUGCGUUGAACUAGAAGAUCGUGAUAAACACAUCAUAGGAACUCAAUCAAGGCAAACAACAAGUGAUCGCAUGAAACUGGUCAUUCAUUUAAUGAAAAUAAUCAAUUUAUUACUAUCAUACAUUUUGCCAAUAUUUACACAAUCGAAUAGAAAUCUUAGUCUACUGAAUAAAGAUAAAAUCACAAUAACUGUGAAUGAGAAAGUUAUGAGAAAAAAAUUGGAAAAAGUUAUUUCACAUCUCAUUAAACACUUAGUACAGUUACCAUGUGUAAUUGAUGACUUCUCUUUAGAUGUAUUAUAUAAGGAAAGUACUCAACAGCCUAAUUGUUUUCAAAUUGAAUUGGAGACAUGGAUUCAAAGAUAUGAAAUGGAAAGAUUAGAUAUAAUGAGUAAAGAAUAUGUUCAUGUUGAUCAAUGGUUACAAGAUAUUUCAGAAAAAGAUCCAUAUGCAAUCACAGUAUCAACAAUCAGAAGUAUUUUCAAUGAUCAUCCUGAAAUUGGUAUUUUCAUACAUCAAUUCAAUGAUCAAAUUAAUUGUUUCUUUUCUGAACUUAUAUUAAAUACAUCACAUUUAUCAAUCAUAUUGAAUAGAACAAACAAUCUCAAUGGAAUUGUUCAUCAAGAUGAUUGGAUUAAACUAAUCAUUCAUAAUAUGAUUAUCAUGAAAUCAAAUAAAUCAAUAAUCUAUUUAUUAAAUUGUCUAUUAGCUCAUGCAUUUACAACAUUUAAUAUUAUGAAUUCAAAAAAACUAACCAGUACUACUCAUACUACUCAUACUACUAAUGCUAACACUAAUACUCAUACUACACAUACUACUAAUGCUAACACUACUACUCAUAAUACUACUACUAAUACUACUAGUGCUAGCACUAAUACUCAUACUACUACUACUACCACUACUAGUAGUAGUAGUAAUAUGGAACAAAAAGAAGAAUCUAUAUCCACAAUUAUUCGAUCAUUAUUUAUUAUAGAUUGGUUCACUGAACAAUAUCCAUAUUUAAUUGAUACAUUAAUGAAUAUAGAUUAUAAAGAUUUACUUUAUAUUUUCAAUAUAAAUAGUAUUAUAUCUAUAACAGAUAAAUUCAAUGAAAUAUCUCCAAUGAAUUUAAUACAAAUCAAGUUGAUUAAAUGUAUUCUAAUUGCAUUAAUAAGUCGAUUAUAUGAGAAACUUAAUAUUAUCAGUGAAAUUUCACAAAACAAUGUCACAUAACGAGUAAUGAUUUGAUCAAGUACAAUGAGAACAAUGUACAUAAUUAAUUUCUUAAAAUGAUAUAUAUCUGACAUUGAACCGUAUCUUGAAGAUUAACUUAGUUGAUUAGGUAUAUUUAUCAGUUAUAAGUACUUAAUUGUAUUGUAUUGUAUUGUAAAUCUUUUCACACAGUAAAUAUACUGAUUCAUUGAUAUUCAAUAGUGUAAAGUUCAGUUUACACAGAUCUGUGAAGCUGGGAGAACCAGUUCCCUCAAGAUUACAGAUACACCUUGCUGACGAGUGUGACAAGUGGCACGAAACCCGAGUUCAGGGUUUCCUGUUGACUACCUCCAGCCACCAUCUUAUCUCAACAUAAUGCACGCAGUGUCGUGUCCCAAGACUGAUGGUCAUAUUGCAACUUGGUCGGUAGCAUUCGAUCUGCACUAAGAAGGACAUUUGCACCACUUUUCCUAACCUUCGAAUAAUAAUUUAGAGCAAGGACCGAAUAUAUAGAAGUAAACAAGAGAGAGAAAAGGAGCAUUAGAGCUGACAAUCAGAAAUACGUGGAAGACGUGAAAACGACAGCGGAAAUGCAAGACAAAUACAUGACACAAG
This is a messenger RNA of Schistosoma curassoni, 2967 nucleotides long. NCBI's taxonomy places the organism in Eukaryota, Metazoa, Platyhelminthes, Trematoda, Strigeidida, Schistosomatidae. The record is from the annotation of a GenBank genome assembly.